AUGGCACAGGAAAACGAUAGCAACGAGAUGAACACCAAGUUCAGCAAGCUCAACGUGAAUGCGGUAGAGUUUGUGCCGAGCUUUUGUACACCUUCGUCGACGGCGGUGCAGACGGCAGCAGCAGCAACGGCACCGGCGGGAACACCUGCGGCGGGAUCGCCAACGGCACCGGUGGCCGCAGCACCACUUCCGGUCGCUCCUGCAUCGGCCACGUCGAGUGGUGGCAGUAGCAGUGCGGGCGGUGGUGGAGGUGGUGGCGGAGGUGCCACUACGCCGACAUCCACAGCUGCCACACCGACACCGCCAUCCUCGUCGGCGCCGACACCCAUGGAACGAGACGAAGAUCCGGUGAAAACGCCUGAAAACAAUGAAAGUGAACCGCUCGACAGUUGGGACGCCGAAGAGGAUUCAAUCUUGACGCCGGAAGAUGAGGAAAUGGAAUUGGAUGACGGUGAAGUGGACGGUGAGACGGCCCCGAAAGUAUCGAAAAAGAAGCCUCCCAAGGUAGAGGAAAGUCGAAGCAAAAAGGAACACGUGAAUGUGGUUUUCAUUGGCCAUGUCGAUGCCGGUAAAUCGACAAUCGGCGGACAGAUCAUGUCACUGACCGGAAUGGUAGACAAACGGACACUCGAAAAGUACGAACGCGAGGCGCGUGAAAAGUCGCGAGAAAGCUGGUACUUAUCGUGGGCGCUCGACACGAAUCAGGAAGAACGUGACAAGGGAAAAACGGUGGAAGUUGGUCGUGCCUAUUUUGAGACUGAGAAGAAACAUUUCACCAUCCUCGACGCACCCGGGCACAAGAGCUUCGUGCCAAACAUGAUCGGUGGUGCUGCCCAGGCGGAUCUGGCGGUGCUGGUAAUUUCCGCGCGAAAGGGUGAAUUCGAGACCGGGUUCGACCGGGGCGGGCAGACGCGAGAGCACGCUAUGUUGGCUAAGACGGCCGGUGUUAAGCAUUUGGUCGUGCUGGUUAACAAGAUGGACGACCCGACGGUUAACUGGGACCUUGAGCGUUACAACGAAUGCAAAGACAAAAUAUUACCAUACCUCAAGAAACUAGGGUUUAAUCCGGUGAAGGAUCUUACGUUCAUGCCAGUGUCCGGAAUUACCGGGCAAGGUUUGCGGGAACCAAUCGACGACUCUACGUGCCCCUGGUACCAGGGUCCGGCCUUUAUUCCGUUCAUCGACGAGCUGCCCUCACUCAAUCGCAAAACGGACGGACCAUUCAUCAUGCCGAUCGUCGACAAAUAUAAGGACAUGGGUACGGUGCUGAUGGGCAAGGUGGAAUCCGGUGUGGCAAAGAAAGGCACGAACUUGCUAGUGAUGCCUAACAGAACACAAGUGUGCGUUGAUCAGCUGUGGUCCGACGACGAAGAGGUGACCUCAGUGGGGCCUGGUGAAAAUGUGAAAAUCAAAGUAAAGGGCAUAGAGGAGGAGGACGUUUCGCCUGGAUUCGUCCUUUGUGACGCUUCCAAUCCGAUCAAGACGGGCAAGAUUUUCGACGCACAGGUGGUCAUCCUAGAACACAAGUCAAUCAUUUGUGCGGGAUAUUCGGCCGUAAUGCAUAUACACUGUGCCGCUGAGGAGAUUACUGUUAAGGCUCUUAUUUGUUUAGUUGAUAAGAAGACGGGAGAAAAAUCCAAGACAAGGCCGCGCUUUGUGAAGCAGGAUCAGGUCGCCAUUAUGAGGAUUGAAUGCUCCGGAUUGAUAUGCUUAGAGCAGUUUAAACUAUUCCCCCAGAUGGGUCGCUUCACGCUUCGAGAUGAAAAUAAAACUAUCGCUAUCGGCAAGGUCUUGAAGGUUGUGGAGUAAUGUGACCAGCUCCUGUCCAACCAACACAUGAAACACGCACGUUUCAUUGGCAGCGAAUAAACAGUGUCCU
Molecule: messenger RNA, 1879 nt
Organism: Anopheles marshallii
Lineage: Eukaryota; Metazoa; Arthropoda; Insecta; Diptera; Culicidae
Gene: eRF3
Product: eukaryotic peptide chain release factor GTP-binding subunit ERF3A
Exons: 9
Coding region: 1-1809 (602 amino acids)
Biological process (GO): translation; translational termination; nuclear-transcribed mRNA catabolic process, deadenylation-dependent decay
Cellular component (GO): translation release factor complex
Molecular function (GO): translation release factor activity; GTP binding; GTPase activity
Source: RefSeq, a predicted model, not a curated record